CAGGACUGAGGCGGCUUCCGUAGCAGAGCGAGUAGUUGGAGUGACGCAGGAGCGCCGAACGGGCAGAUCACUUCUACAGUCAAGAUGGCGACAUCGGAGCCGAAAACAACUGAAACUGAAGAUCAACAGACUGACGGUCAGGUUGUUGCGAAUCCUGAGCAGUAUAUCAAACACCCUUUGCAAAACAGAUGGGCCCUGUGGUAUUUCAAAAACGACAAGAGCAAAAGCUGGACAGAGAACUUGCGUCUCAUUUCUAAAUUUGACACAGUGGAAGAUUUUUGGGCAUUAUACAACCACAUACAGCAGCCAAGUAAACUCGGCUUUGGCUGCGAUUACUGCUUAUUCAAGGAUGGGAUCAAGCCCAUGUGGGAGGACGACAGGAACAAGCUGGGGGGUCGAUGGCUGAUGACUCUCAACAAACAACAGAGGCACAAUGACCUCGAUCGCUACUGGAUGGAAACGCUGUUGUGUUUAGUCGGUGAGUCAUUUGAUGAGGCAAGUGAAGACGUCUGCGGAGCUGUGGUCAACGUCAGACCUAAAGGUGACAAAAUAUCCAUCUGGACGAGCAACUGCCAAAACAGGGACGCCAUCAUGACGAUAGGGCAACUUUACAAAGAGCGGCUCAACCUCCCCAUGAAAGCCAUGAUUGGCUACCAGUCGCACGACGACACGUCCAGUAAGAGCGGCUCCACCACCAAGAACAUGUACUCCGUUUGAAAAAGCUCUUCAUUUCAAUUUGCUGUAGAUUUAAACAAUUGCCGAUCUGCAUCAUCACAUUAAUUUUUGAGUUGUCAACUACUGUAGUGUCCUUUCCUUUUAUUGCUAAGAGAGUUGUUCAUAGCGUGUACAGCUGGAGCUUCUCCCAAUUCAAGAUGUCAGCGGAGCGGUUGUUUAAAGAAAAAAAAAAAAAAUGGGGAGGAAGGGUAUCCGGCUUGAGAUGUUGU
Messenger RNA from Pelmatolapia mariae (spotted tilapia), 944 nucleotides. It is a transcript of the gene eif4e1c, whose product is annotated as eukaryotic translation initiation factor 4E family member 1c. Gene Ontology annotation, molecular function: RNA 7-methylguanosine cap binding; translation initiation factor activity. Bases 85 to 717 code for a protein of 210 amino acids. The transcript has 7 exons. Lineage: Eukaryota; Metazoa; Chordata; Actinopteri; Cichliformes; Cichlidae. Gene Ontology annotation, cellular component: cytoplasm; eukaryotic translation initiation factor 4F complex. Gene Ontology annotation, biological process: translational initiation. The record is from RefSeq and is a predicted model, not a curated record.